CAGUAUGAAGUGAAGUGACGUGUAGCACUGAGGAUAUCUCUAGCGGACGUCUGCAAAAACUUUAUCGAGAGCGAGGAGAGUCUUGCUUCAUCUUUGGAUGUAUGAUUACAGCUUUUUUAUUAUUUAACACCACGAAGCUAAGCUUCAGCUUUGACGAAAGAAGCUUUUCAUCCUUCAACAACACGGCUCCCACCGGUUAGCCUGUUAGCUAACAGGAACUGCUCCAGUCGUUGUGCUGUCUACCUGAAGAGUCCGUCAUGUAAGUCAGAUGUGGUUUUAUCUCCAGAGUCAAACAUGGACGACACUAAGAAGGACUUACCUGGCAGCCCUUGACGUGUUUUUGUCGACUUUCCUGAACCCGCACUGGUUAGCCUGCUAACGUUAGCACGUCGUAGGAGCAGCAGAUACCAGUGAGCUGUCAAAAUGAGCUCUCUGCUCCGAGGAGAGGAGAUGUGUCUGGCCCAGCUGUUUCUGCAGUCUGGGUCCGCAUACGACUGCAUCAGUGAACUGGGAGAACUGGGACUGGUGGAGUUCAGAGACCUCAAUCCCACUGUGAACUCAUUCCAAAGAAAACACGUCAACGAGAUUAAAAAAUGUGAAGAAAUGGAGAGGAUCCUCGGAUACCUUCUGAGGGAAGUGAAGAAAGCGGACAUUUCACUACCUGAGGGAGAUGUGAACCCUGUGGCUCCUUUACCAAAGCAUGUCAUGACUAUAAUGGAGCAGCUGCAGAGGCUUGAAGUGGAGUUAGGAGAAGUCACGAGGAAUAAAGAGAAGCUGCAGAGGAAUCUUCUGGAGCUGACCGAGUACACACACAUGCUGAGAAUCACACGCAACUUUGUACAGAAACCUUCUGAGCGAGAACCCAUCCAAGUGCAGUAUGAAGAGUUUCCAUUCCUAGAAAAAGACACAAUGAUGGACUACAGCAGCAUGCAGAGGCUGGGAGCCAAACUGGGGUUCAUCUCUGGGCUCAUUCAGAGGUCAAAGAUUGAGGCUUUUGAGCGGAUGCUUUGGAGGGUUUGUAAAGGCUACACGAUACUCAGCUAUGCAGAGGUCGAGGAAUAUCUGGAAGAUCCCAGCACGAAUGAGCCGACCAAGAAGGUGGUGUUCCUCAUCUCUUACUGGGGAGACCAAAUUGGUCAGAAAGUGAAGAAGAUCUGCGACUGCUAUCACUGUCACCUGUACCCAUAUCCCAGCAGCAAUGAUGAGAGGAACGACGUUGUAGAAGGACUCAGGACUCGUAUUCAGGACCUGCACACAGUCCUUCACAGGACCGAGGACUACCUGAGGCAGGUCCUGAUAAAGGCCUCAGAGUCCGUCUAUACCUGGGUCAUCCAGGUUAAGAAGAUGAAGGCCAUCUACUACAUCCUGAACCUGUGCAGUUUUGAUGUAACCAACAAGUGUCUGAUCGCCGAGGUCUGGUGUCCUGUAAACGAUAUCCCCACCCUGAGGAGAGCUCUGGAGGAGGGAUCGAGAAAAAGUGGAGCCACGGUUCCUUCGUUUGUCAAUCGUAUCCCCACCACCGACACCCCUCCCACCCUGAUAAGGACAAACAAAUUCACCUCCGGCUUCCAGAAUAUCGUGGACGCCUACGGAGUGGGAAGUUACAGGGAGGUUAACCCUGCUCCUUUUACAAUCAUCACCUUCCCGUUCCUGUUUGCUGUGAUGUUCGGGGAUCUCGGUCAUGGCGUUAUCAUGGCUCUGUUUGCCUUCUGGAUGGUGCUCUAUGAGAAAAACCGCAAACUUAAAAACACCAGGAAUGAGAUCUGGAACACGUUCUUUGAGGGCCGGUAUAUCAUCCUGAUGAUGGGCUUGUUCUCCAUCUACACUGGCCUGAUAUACAACGACUGUUUCUCCAAGUCUCUUAACCUCUUUGGCUCUCGCUGGAGUGUGAAUGCCAUGUUCAAGGCAAAAGUGUGGACGGAAGCAGAUGUCCAAGGGAAUCGGUUUCUCACUCUUGAUCCAAAUGUUACGGAUGUUUUCCAGGGACCUUACCCUCUGGGAAUUGACCCAAUUUGGAACUUGGCAUCAAACCGGCUCACAUUUCUGAACUCCUACAAAAUGAAGAUGUCUGUCAUACUAGGCAUCAUCCAUAUGAGCUUCGGCGUCAUCCUCAGCACUUACAAUCACUUGUACUUUAGGAAGAAGUACAACCUGUACUUGGUGUUUCUCCCCGAGCUGCUGUUCCUGCUGUGUCUGUUCGGCUACCUGGUCUUCAUGAUCUUCUACAAGUGGCUGGCCUUCUCUGCUAAAGACUCCAGACAGGCACCAAGCAUCCUCAUCCAAUUCAUAAACAUGUUCCUCAUGUCAGGGGAUGCCAUGCAGCCCCUCUACCCCGGACAGACCGGCCUGCAGGUUUUUCUAGUGGUCAUUGCUGUCCUCACUGUGCCCGUCUUACUCCUGGGGAAACCCCUCUACCUUUACUGGCUUCACAACGGGAGCCACCGGCUGGGAAUGUACAGGGGAUAUGAGCGCGUACGGCGUAACAGUGAAGAGGAGCUCUACCUGAUGAGAGCUCAUGACAUGGAGGAGGGCAGCAGUCACAGCGACCUCUCUUCCAGUGGAGAGCGACAGGCAGAAGAGUUUGACUUUGCAGACGAGUUCCUGCAUCAGGCCAUCCACACUAUUGAGUACUGCCUUGGUUGCAUCUCAAACACAGCCUCCUACCUCAGGCUCUGGGCUCUGAGUCUGGCACAUGCACAGCUCUCUGAGGUGUUAUGGACGAUGGUGAUGCGAGUAGGACUCCGGAUGAACAGCACCCUGGGAGUUUUAUUCCUGGUACCCGUGUUUGGCCUGUUUGCCGUUCUCACUGUGUCCAUCCUCUUAGUGAUGGAGGGUCUGUCUGCUUUCCUUCACGCUCUCCGGCUCCACUGGGUGGAGUUUCAGAAUAAAUUCUACAGUGGCAGUGGAUUCAAGUUUUGCCCGUUCUCCUUCUCUCUGCUGCCCUCAAGCUUUGAGAACGACGGUUUACUGUGAAAGACUUUCUACUAAUGCUGUCAGGUGGUAAACUGAACCAAUCCAGUGAGCAGCUCGACAUUUAAAACAUAACACCUUGUCUUUUUAAUAUUUUAACAUCUUUUCAAGGAAAGGAGUUGUACGGUGAGCCUUAUGGACUUUGGACUGAAACAUACUGCCUUACCAACGGUUUCAAGAGCUCUUUUUAUACUCAGAUUUCCAAUAUAGCUAAUAAAAUAGCUUGGUUUGGUUGAUUUAUUUUACACUGAAUGGAGCAUUGCCUUCAAUCUACUGUCCUAGUGUACCAUGUUAGAGAUAAUGAAGGCAAAAGAGAGAUGAGGUGUUGGGUUAGCAGAGUUUGACAAGACAAUUUAUCUGUAAAAAUCAAAUGAUAUUUAUGAAGGCUGUCAGUUUUUUCAAUGCUAUACUUUCAGUAGCGUGUUUUCAAGAGAUAUAAAUCUCAGUGGAUGAAGAUGUCACAAAGUGCUUAAGUUAAAAAAAUGCAUUUAUUGUACAAGGCAAGUGCUCAGGAGAGGAGUGAACCUGCCAGAAAGCAAGCAGACUCCUGCAUCCUGUCUAAACUGCACAAAUAUGUUGGCAACCUUUUGCUACCUAAAAGUGAAACAUGUACAAUUAAGGAGUCUGCAGGAAUUUGCAUGCAGUUUUUGAGACUGAAAACAAGAACUGGCAUGACAUGGGCUGCCUAGGACUUUUAUUUUAUUGCCAUGGUAUCGAAGCAGAUAUCAGUAUUGUUUGAAUUUUACUAGUAGCACAUCAAAGUUAAAAAAAUUACGAUGAUCUCCACAAUGACUUCUGUUUUUACUGCAAGGCAACAUCUUUGGUAAUUUCUUGUUUUGAAUCAGGGCUGUGCAAUUAAUCACAAAUGAGAUUAAAUCACAAUAUGGCAUGCUGCAAUUUACUAAUAGCAGACGUUGCAAUAUUGCUUAACUUGAAAUAUGUCAAAAUACAAAUUUAAUACAUUCAUUUUUUUUGCAGCAGGGUUUAAUGCACCUUUUGCAAACAUUCAAGUGUCAUUUUUUUAUAAAAUGGUUCACAAAAAUUGUCCUUUUCGUGCUUUAUGUAUGUUUUUCUUAAUUAAAGUGAGUAACAUAAAAACAAUAAUCCUCGUUCAAUAAAGCAGUUGAUAUCAAAUUUGCAAUAUGAGCAACAAUAAUUGCAAAUAAAUUUUUUUCUUUUACGUUCUGCCCUAGUCCAUUCUAAUAUUGACAAAGCUUACCAUAAGUUCAUGUAAGUCAUAACCCUAGCUGCAAAUCUCAAUACUGGGGGGAAAAAAAAAAAUCACAAUUACAUAAUUUUUGCAAAUCGUUCAGCCUUAUUUUAGUGACCAAAAACUGCAAAUAAACUCCUCCACUCUGUGUAAAUUUCACAAAUAUAUCCGUAACCUUUCAGUAUCUAAACUUUACCGAUGUAUCCGUCACCUCCUCAGCAACAUUAAUGCUGCUUCUUUUUGAGACCCAUAAUAACCUCACAGGCUGGAUAGACUGUUUCAUUUAUCCACUGCAUGGUUAUAUUUCACAUUCAUCUGGGAAAGCUUCCAAACAAAGGGUUUGGGAAGGGCAGAACUUUCAAAAUAAUUCUCAGAAGGUGAUUUGUUCAAUGUCCUGUAUGGUGGGGAUCUGCCUGAUGACAGUUUGGCAAAUCCAUCUGCUUUGCAAGAUUAGACCUCAAAAGGACUUCAGAAAAGUCAGCAUUAACCAAUCAGUGAAUGUUAUUUGCCCCCUUGCUUUCUUUUGUUGCAUUUUUGGUAGACAUUUUGAACGCCUCCACACUUUUGAUUAACGCUGACUAGGCUAUCAAAUAAACUACAUCUAUUAAACCCAUCAGCAGUGACAAGCAAACUUAUACACACUAGCCCAGCAGCCUUUUUUACUUCUGGUGGAGUAAUAGAGGCUUAAAGGAGCUGAAAUUGCACUGUGAGAUCAGGAUUAUUUUGGCACUUGCAUGUCCAAAAAUUCCCUGUGCAUUCGUACAAUUUGAACAUUUUGGAGUUUGUUUUUAAUUUCCUGCUGAUUGAAAACAAGACAUUGCCCACGACUGGGUCCCAAGACUUUGAUUCCUACAGCCAAUUUAGAGUCCCCAGUUAACUUGGCAAGCAUGUUUUUGUUGGUGUGAGGAAGCCGGAGUACCCUGAGAGAACCCACGCAUGCAUGGGGAGAACAUGCAAACUCGGCACAGAAAAAUCCUCAGAAAGGCCCUGACUAGGGACCUUCUUGCUCUGAGGCCCAUGUAGCCCAUGCCACAACCAAUAAAGUAGAAAUCCUAGGCGCCCAAUGUUGAUUUAUUUCUUGUUUCAGUUCAUCAAAAAAUGCAAAAUCCUGCACAUUGCCUAGAUUGCCUAAAAGCUUUUUCAGUGUUUAUACUCUAAAACAUUGCCAGUGUAUUCAUGCAGUUUAGGCAGUGUCACCCUCUCUUCUCUCCUCCUAUGUAAAAGACACAAAUGUAACUUUGCAUCUUUAUGAGGCCGUAACAGGAUUUAAGAAGCUUCAGCAGCAGCCAGCUUGUGAAAUCAAGUAGACCAUUAAUGCUCUUUUUCUCUUGUUGCAGGGUUGGGUUAAAAAUCUGAAAGAAAAUCUGUUGGUAAAUUUUUUUGUACUUUUAGAUACUCUCUAUCUUGAGGCAUCAUUUUAAAACAUGUUGUUUUAAAGCACUGAAGAUUCAAAGACUUUAACCCUCUUCCCACCAUUGCUGUCAGCUGAAACAAGGAAGAACGUUUUGUCUUGAAUCUUUUUACACAUCUUUGAAGCAGCAUGAAGGCGGCUAAGAGCACAGACUGUACAGGCUGUUUAUGGGGAUAUUACUGCAUUUGUUUUCGCAAAUUCAAAAGGUAUUUUGCACCAAAACCGGUAUGCUACACUGCACAAUGUUGUCUGAGACUUGACUUAGUAGUAACUCAUGUCCACAAUUGAUUUUCCAAUGAUGCAUUUAUUGGUAGCAGAUCUCGGAUAGCAACAUCCUGAGGAAUCAGGAAAUGUUUAAGAUUUUCAGCCACUUAAGCUGCAUGUGUUUUACAUAGAAAUUGACACAUUGUCAUGGGAAACUAGCUUUCUUAUCCCAAGAUUAAAAGCUAAAUAAGUCAAGAACUUGAGGAUACAAACUAACUGUACUUAUUACCCCAAAAUGUAGUGCAUAUACAUGGAAAAAUGUCCACCUCGAGCUUUCAGGCACACAUUAAAAUGGUUAAAAACCAGACAAAGAUAAGCUGUUUAAGAUGUUUAUAAAUAAUAAGAACAUGGAUUACACCAAUAUUUUGAUACACAUACUAAAGGUGCUUUGAAUUGUAAUGAACAGAUUUAAGGUCUAUGUCUUUUCAUGGAAAUGGAUGGCCUGCUGACUGGUGGUUAUACACCUCUGUGAGGUGAACAUUGGCCGGACAGUGACAGAAAGGUGGUCAAGAAGAAAUGGUUUCUGGUCUUGAUUUCCCCAGUUCAUCUUUGAGUCAGGGCAGGCUUUAGUGCAAAGUUUGAUAAAAAUCCCUCAGUGUUCUAAAGGUAUUUCACCUAUGACCUUCAAGAUCUAAUCGAUUCAUCCUCAAGUCAUAGUGGAUGCUAGUGCAAAGUCCCCUCAAUGCAUUCUUAAGCUGUUGCUUUCAUAAGCAAGGGAUGAACAUUAGACUCAAUCGAGUUUCCCCUGACCCACAACCGCAUAAUCUUAUCAGCUCAUCCUUUAGUCGAGGUGGAUACAUGCAAAGUUUGAUUUUAAAAAAAAUCCCAUUAGGUAGUCUAUUAAGCAAGUGAUUAACAUGAGGCCCAAAGACCUUGACUUUUUUCCUAGAUCCUCCAAAAUCUAACCAGUUCAUCACUGAGUCGGAGUGGACAUCAGUGCAAAAUUGAAAGAAAAUACCCAGAGGAAUUCUUCCCUUUGAUUUAACAUCAAAGGGUGAACAAUGGACCGGUUGGCAUUUUUCUCUUACCUCCGAUAUCUAAUGAUGAGGUCCUUAAGUUAGAGUGAAUAUAUGUGCAAUCUCUCACAUCAUUCAUAAGAUAACUGUUUCAUAAGCAAGGGAUGAAACUUGGACCCAGUUGACCCACGACCCUAUAAUCUGAUCAGUUCUUUCUUGAGUCAGAUUGGACAUUUGUGCGAAGUUUGACGUAAAUCCGCCAUAGUAUUCUUCAGAUAUUGCUUACAAAUGCAAGGGAUUACCAUUUGCGUUGUGAGUUGUCCUCUGGCACAUAACUUCAUUACCGGAUUAUUUAGUCCUGUCGUCAGAAUGGACAUUUGUGCAAAGUUUGAAGACAAUCCUUCAAAGCAUUCUGGAGAUGAUGCUUUCACGUGAAAGGGAUGGACAGUAGACCCACUGAGAUUGUUCUUAAAACAUCCAAGUCUUAUGAGUAUAUCCUCCAUUCAGAGUGGACAUUUGUGCCAAGUUUGAGGAAAAUCCCUUACAGAAUUCUUCAGAUUUUACUUCCAAAGGCAAGAUUGUAACCUUGCAAAACAGAUGGUACGCCCGUUUCCGUGUUUCUCAGUGGCGAAAGCUCUCGUCUGAACCGCUUGGGCCGGGUCAGAACCUGACAGGACCAAUCAGGGUUGAGGGGCAGCGGAGUUGUGACAUAAGCUGGGAAUGACAAGAGGCCGGUGUAGUUAUGGCGGAAGACAUUAGCGUGGAUGUUGCUAAAUCUUCAGUUUU
This is a messenger RNA of Cheilinus undulatus (humphead wrasse), 7597 nucleotides long. RefSeq names its product V-type proton ATPase 116 kDa subunit a2-like. Gene Ontology annotation, cellular component: vacuolar proton-transporting V-type ATPase, V0 domain; vacuolar proton-transporting V-type ATPase complex; plasma membrane. Bases 424 to 2973 code for a protein of 849 amino acids. The transcript has 20 exons. The record is from RefSeq and is a predicted model, not a curated record. Gene Ontology annotation, molecular function: ATPase binding; proton-transporting ATPase activity, rotational mechanism. NCBI's taxonomy places the organism in Eukaryota, Metazoa, Chordata, Actinopteri, Labriformes, Labridae. Gene Ontology annotation, biological process: proton transmembrane transport; vacuolar acidification.